AUGGCCACAGUUGCACUGCCGGCACGACCAGACGCCACGGUCAUUACCUCGAACAAGCCUGCGGCAUCCAAGAAGGCUAAGAUCAAAUGGAUGAAGAAAGAUUUUGCGCCAAGUGAUAUUGACUGCCACUACGAUCCUGAGAUAGCGUCGCGACCGCAGCAGCCACUUGUUGAUGAUUCUGAUGCGCAAGACGUGCGGCAGUUGUUAAUGACAAUUAACGGAAAGCUUGACCAGCUGUUGCCACUCCGAGAGGUAGUUGAAGGCAUUGAAGAUACUUUACGAUUUCUAAGCGAACAGUACGAUGAACUGCAACAACGAACAGAGCGAAAUGAAAAUGAGAUCAAGGAACUAAAACGCAGAACCGAAAGGCUUGAAGGAAACGAGAGUGACAUCAAUCAGCUGCAAUCUGAAAUUGACCAACUUGAAUGGAGGAGCCUUCGCUUAAACCUGGAAUUUCAUGGGAUUCAGUACUCUGAAAAAGAAAACCUGCUCGAAAAGCUAAACAAAGUAGCCAUGAAGCUCGAACUUCCACAGCUCUCAGAAAAUGACGUUGUUUCAGUUCACCGGCUGCCGUCAAAAAAAGAAAAGAUACCGGGUAUAAUCUGUCGCUUCGCGAAACAAGCCGAUAGGGACCGCUGGUGGAAAAGCAGAAAGAAGUUGCCUGAAUCGAAAGACGAUGUAUUCCUACUUGAAAAUGUGACAAGAAGGACCCGUGAUUUACUCUUUGAGACAAAGAUAUGGGCGAAGCGCGCGAACUACAAAUAUGUGUGGCAUAGCAACAGCCGUGUUCUUGUCCGAAAAGCAGACGGUGAACGCGCAGUGGCUGUUUCUACCGCGAGAGAUCUUGAUAAGCUCGUUUAAAAACAGUUCUUGAUAACGAUGACUUGUGCAAGUGGGGAGACUUACAUAUUGCCACAAGUAUUCAGUCAGCAUUUAGGUAAAAAAAUUUCUGCAAUCCUUUAAAUGC
Molecule: messenger RNA, 967 nt
Organism: Dermacentor silvarum
Lineage: Eukaryota; Metazoa; Arthropoda; Arachnida; Ixodida; Ixodidae
Exons: 2
Coding region: 1-861 (286 amino acids)
Source: RefSeq, a predicted model, not a curated record